GUUUUUAUCAACGGAACGACGUUAACGAAAUAAAUGUGAACGCGGUUUUACCUAUUUACUUUUUCUAUUAUAAAAAACACAAACGUAACAAUAAUUUAUUUGUCGAUUUUAAUCAUUGCGCGUUGCGGUCUUCCUUCCGAGCUGUGCACGAUAGAUGACAAUACGACUUAGUACUUACAAAGGAAAAUAAUUAUAAUCAACUAAAGUGUGGAAACGAUAUCCAAGACAAUAAGUAAUUGUCACAACUUGCGAUAUUUUGGUGCGUCAGUUUCGUGUAAAAAAAUCUUGUUGUUCCAUGUAUUUAAUCAGUAAACCGUAUUUUAAGAUGAAUUAUAUCUGAAGUAAUUUGAUCUCAAGAAAUAACCAAAUACAAUGCCAAUGCCAAUUAUAAAUAAAAAGAAAUUGAGCUAUAUACCACCUCAAGGUGUUCGGUGUCAAAAGUGCCUUGAGCAUGGUCACUGGACAUAUGAGUGCAAAGGAAAAAGGAAAUUCGCUGAUCGCCCUUCACGGACGACGUUACUCAAAAGAAACCUAAAUAAAGAUAGACCAGCUAAAGCAGUUUUAGACAAUGUUCCUAAGAAACAAACCGGGAGAGCCAAACGCAAGAAGAAGACAAAUUCUAGCGAUUCGUCUUCGUCGUCUUCGGAUUCGGACAGCUCUGAAAGUAGCAGCAGCAGCAGUACUAGCAGUAGCAGCAAUAGUAGUACUAGCAGUAGCAGCAGUAGUAGUAGCAGCAGCAGUGAUCAUUCGAAAUGAAUAUCUAAAAAAAAUAAAACCCGUUUCUUAUUUAAAUAACAUCCUAGGUACUUGUUAAGAACAACAUUUUUUUUUAUAUAAAUAUACCUCUUAAACGCAUAAUAGUUCAUAAAGACACCGACGAGCUACUGGAACUACUAGACGUACUACUAGACAAGUCAGAUUCCUCGUCGUCAGUUUCAUCGUUAAUAUUUUCACACAAUCGAUUAUUAAUGACUAUCGUCGGACUUGUCCUGGCAAAAAGAUAAAAAAAAGAACGCGUUUUAAUUAUUACUUAUGUUCGUUUAUUUACAAUUAUUACUAUUAUUUUUUACGAGAAUUUUUUUUUUUUCUAAUAUUACAAAAUAGUGAAAAUAAAAAUAAAAUUGUGUGCAAA
Messenger RNA from Adelges cooleyi (spruce gall adelgid), 1132 nucleotides. RefSeq names its product zinc finger CCHC domain-containing protein 10-like. NCBI's taxonomy places the organism in Eukaryota, Metazoa, Arthropoda, Insecta, Hemiptera, Adelgidae. The record is from RefSeq and is a predicted model, not a curated record. The transcript has 5 exons. Bases 373 to 756 code for a protein of 127 amino acids. Gene Ontology annotation, molecular function: nucleic acid binding; zinc ion binding.